UCGUGGGGGAUGCACGACAGCGAGCGUCGUAUUUUCGCGCAUAAGAUUUUCGCACAGUGAAAACUUUAAAUACAUACUAAUAAUAAUAUAGGAAGCUAUAACGUGUGGUGUUAUUUUAAACUUCGCCUGGUGUCCUAGUUCGUGACGAUGCAAAGGAUUUCUCUGUACCUAUAGAUGGUGCUAAGAAUGUUAGGAUAUUGAUAGGUAACACAGCCGAUAAGAAAAUAUUUUUCUACUGAUUUACAAUAAUAAACCACGAUGUCGAACUCGGUGAUAGAAAACGGCGUUCCUGACGAUCGUUCAACAACAUAUUACUUCCCCAAAACUGGUUCAAGUGCUACAUUAUGGCAGAGGAUGAGCCUUUUUGUCUCCAUAUACUGGAAGGCACUGAUAGUGGUGCUGACACCACUUGUGCUUCUGCCUAUACCUAUCCUGAAUUCUGAACCUGCCUACAGAUGCAUGUACAUAGUUCUCAUAAUGGCCAUAUACUGGGUACUGGAACUCCUUCCUCUACCCGUCACAUCAAUGCUACCAAUUGUGCUGUUCCCAACCAUGGGCAUCCUGGACUCCGAUAAGACUUGCGCUGCGUACAUGAAGGAGACCAAUAUGAUGUUCAUGGGAGGGCUCAUGAUAGCUGCCGGAGUACAGCACUCUAAGUUACCGAAGAGAGUAGCGUUGUGGACCGUGCAGGUUGUUGGCUGCUCACAUAGAAGACUGAACUUUGGCCUGACAUUUGUAACUAUGUUCAUAUCUAUGUGGGUGUCAAAUGCUGCAGCUACUACCAUGAUGGUACCCAUUGUUGAAGCCAUUCUAGAGGUGUUAGAACAGCAAGGACUAGGUGAUGUAUUUAUAAACAAGAAGAAGAAUCCUCCAGCGGAAAAUGGAAAGGAUACGAAAGCUGUGGCUAAAACUGGCGAAGAAGAGACUCCGAUGCCCAGUGACAUCACGAUAUGUUACUACCUGAGCAUCGCCUACGCGUCCACUCUGGGCGGCUGCGGCACACUCGUCGGUACCGCGACUAACUCCGCCUUCAAAGGGAUAUUCGAUUCCGAGUUCCCCGAGUACAGCAGCUCGGUGAACUUCUUCUGGUUCAUGGCGUACAGCACGCCGCCCAUGCUCAUCAUGCAGCUGCUGGUGUGGCUCGCGCUGCAGGUCACCUUCAUGGGCAUGUUCAGACCAAACAGCGAAGCCGCUAGGAAAGUGAACAAGGCUUCAUCAGGAUCCAUCACCACCAUGAAGGUCAUCAAGGAGCAGUACAGGAACCUCGGACCUAUCACUUUCCACGAAAGGGCUUCCGGACUCCUGUUCAUCCUGGCUGUGUUCCUGUACAUCUUCCGUCGUCCUGGGUUCAUGCCCGGCUGGGCUGAUGCGGUCUCCAGCCUGAAAGUGAAGGACGGUGUGACGUCGAUGUUCAUCGUGAUCCUCAUGUUCAUUCUGCCAAUGUGCUGCGACUUCCUCAAGUUCUUCUCCAGCCAGUCCUCAUAUGAAGAACUGGCAGCUUCCAAGCCAUCUCCCAGCAUUGUCACCUGGAACAUUCUGAAGGAGAAGAUCCCCUGGGGACUGCUGUUCUUGCUCGGUGGCGGCUUCGCGUUAGCUGAGGGUAGUAAAGCCACCGGCCUGUCCGCCAUGAUAGGCUCGUCCCUCGAAGGUCUGCAGGGCCUCAACCACGCGCUGGUGUUGCUAGUCGUCGUACUCGUCACACAGUUCAUCACGGAGUUCACCUCCAAUGUUGCCAUCGCUAAUCUUAUAUUACCAGUUUUGGCUAAUAUGGCCCGCGUGCUGCACAUGGACCCGCGCUACCUGAUGGUGCCGGCGUCGCUGGCGUGCUCGAUGGCCUUCCACAUGCCGGUGGGCACGCCGCCCAACGCCAUCGUCGCCGGCGUCGCGCACAUACCCACCGCCAAGAUGGCUGUCGGCGGUAUAGGUCCGAAAAUCAUCACCACCCUCAUAGUAUGGGGCGCGUACCCCACAUGGGGAUCCGUCAUCUUCCCAUUCCAAGCCCCCAACCUAACCCACACGAACACUACUUCCUUAGCCGAGAACCUUCAGCUGAACUGCAAUACAACUGUCAGCGCAUUGACAGCAGCUGCCAAUAUCAGCUGUACCCUACCAUCCGCACUAAGAAUGAACAGUACAGGUAACUUCGUCUGCAACUACCUACCUUUUCAAAGUUAAAAAAUAAGCUUAGAUAAUUCAUGUCAUGUGUGAUAAGGGAUUUUAAAGGUUUUAAAUGUUUUUACGGCUAUGAAAAGCUGCAUUUUGAACGCUAGCUGUAUUAAAAACAGUUAAUUUUGUUGGAUGUACGUAUUUGUGCCAUUUAUUAUGGAUAAGGAGACAUCCUAAAUUGAUUAACAAUGCAAUCUCAGAAAAUAUACUAAAUAAUAUUUUUUAUGUACAUCGAAGGCCCAGUUUUGCCGAAAUGCUGGCUUUUAUUAUCUGUAUUUAUAAUUCACUGUUGCCAGCGUAAUAUUUAAUAAUAAUAAACCAUAGAUUAUGUUAUUGAAGUCGCUAACUGAUAUUUUUUAAAUAUGUAUACUGUAGUACUUAAAAUUCACUAUGAUGAAUACUAUUUGUAGUAUUUUUUUCAUAAAAAUUCUGAAUAGAAUCUAUUGAAUGAAAGAUCUCGGCUCUUUGUACACGCCGAAACGUAUGUCUUCGAGCCGACGUCUACUCUCUAACGACGCUUGCGUAUGUGCAAAUCUAUCACUUUAUGCCUCGUCAUUUCGUGUACAAAAGGUUCAGAUUUUAACCAAAAAGAUGCGUGUUAUGUCAAGGAUUCAGCAAUAUACUUAUGGUUAAAAGGUGCUAAUAUAGUCACUGUUCAGCGACUUCGCCAAACGUAAUAUAGUAAUAUAUUUUCGUAUUUUCUACAGUAUCGAAGCAUUUUGUGUUAAAUAUAUUAAUGCAGCAUUUAUGUAUGUAUGUGGAGUACUAUGGUCGCCCCACCGACUAACUACAUUGCCAAAAUAUAUAUUUAAAUAAUACAGUUGGACAUCUUUCUAAAUUUCUUCUUAAUUUUUUUCAUUUUAUUCUUAUUUUAAGGGUGUUAAAUGUUAAGAGAUCUCAUUUCUCAUUCUUCAUAAGACUUGUCAUGUCAACUGGUAAAAGUGUGUUUUCAAAUUGAAAAUUGAUUUUUAAAUGCGAUUUCCGCACAAAAGAAUUAGUUUGUGCCGAAGUGGGGUUCACAAAAAUUCAAGUCAUAUCCACAAGUGUCAUAAAAUUAUAUAUUAAAAUAUGGAAACAAUUUCUUUGCCAAAUAUAUGGAAAACAUAAAUCAAUGACUUAUAACAAAGAAACUUGAGCGGUUAUUUCAUUUGUGGGUAGACAGAGAUGUUCAACUGUACUUAUAAACUUGGCCAAUACGUAGUGCCUGCAGAACCAGCCUACUGGGACAAUAAUAAUGCUAAAUAGAACUUAAUUUAUACAUUAUUUAACGGAAUAAAGCGGGUGCGGAUUUUAUAUAAAAAAAUGUGCUUUCACACUUGUAUUUAAGUCUCCUCAAAUGAAUACUAAACAUCUCAAAUAUUAAUGAAAAACAAUCUUAUCACCUAAUAUCAAGUAAUUAACUGCGAUUGGAUGUAUUUGGGCAAUUAUAAGAAUCUCAUAUUGUACUUAUUAUGUAUCGGUAUUGCUUUAAUGAAUUAAUCAUAUAAUACUGAUUUAUAGAUGGCGCUCUAAAGUAAUACAUGCUAUCUCUCUCAUAUCAAGGCUUAAUCAUGAGACAGAUAGACAAAAAGACAUCUUAAAAGUAUAUUAUAUCAUUUGGAGAGGCUAAGAUUACAAGUGUUAAAACACCUCAAAAUAUAUUUUAUAUAGAAAAAAGUAUGUAAAGGUGUAUUUUAAAUAUAUUUAAUUAUCCUUUAUGGGAUGUUCCUAGUUUUAAAAUAUUGUGAUGUGUGUAAGAAUAAGAGAGACGUAAUGAUGACCAAUUUGCGGGAUACAACAGUAGCAAUAAUAUGAAGCUGUCUUCUACAUGAAUGCAGUUUGUUGAAUAAUAUUUACAGUGACAAUAGCCUUGAUGCUGUUAAACGUUCACUAAAAUUCAUUUCAUCUGUCGCUGUCUCUUUAAUAAUAUGAUAUCAGAAAAGGACGCAUAACCAUUUGAAUUGAUUCUAACAAUGUUUCAUAAUGAAAAAUGGUUUGAUAUUUUUGAGUUGGCUGUGGUUUAUUGUCGUCUAUCGUUAUAUGUUGGUAAAAAAUAGCAAUACUUGAAUUUUAAUUUAGCUUGCGUACAAUUGAAUUAAGGCUAAUAACAUCCCUCAAAUGUAUACCUGUUGCUGAAAGCCUUAUAUAAAAAUAUUUAUUUUUUUCAACGCAACCUUCUUAAGAUAUUCCAUUUAUUUAUAUACUUUCUGAGCAACUGGCUUCUGGUCAUCAGAUGUCGAAACAAGAACAAAUGUUAUGUAUAAUGUGAUUCGAGUGUUAAAGUGCAAAUUAGUUUUAGUUAUUAUUAAUAUUGUAUGGGUAUUAUUGAAUGUCUGCGUACAUUAAAAUCUAUUUCUAAAUAAUAUUGUAAUCCUAUUUUCUGGAAGGUUAAAUGAAAAAUAAUUUAUUCUUUCCAAUCCAGUCUCAAGUGAAUCCUUAUGAUUGGUCGAUUGGCUUUUGACCAAUCAAAAUGCAUGACGAUAUUUGUCGGUAAAUUAAAUAAGAUUAUUAUUUUUUAGGUUCUUAAAAAAGGUGAACGAAACGAAAUAAACGACUUAGACAUAUAUUUCAGUGUUGUAUUUGAUUUGGUAAUAUUUAUUGUUGUUUAACAUUGGUUUUAAGUCGCGUUUAUAUUUUUAAAUUUAGUUCUUACACCAAUCUUGGUUAACCUACCUUUUUUAAGUUCCUAAUUAAAUAAAGUAAUAGUCUUUCAGUGACUGCGGGAACGUUUAAUAUAAUACGAUUGCCCUUUUAAAAGUUAUAAAAACAGAUCUCUUUAUGAAAAUUACGGAUUUGAUACUAAUAUUGAACAAAUCAGAUUUAUAUUGCGUUUUAAUCUUCAGAUACAUCUAUUGUAAUAUACGAUUUUAUAUGCCUAUUGUAUUCAAGCAAAAUUAUGGAUAAUGUCGAGUAUAUUUAAAAUAAUGAUAAUUGCCUUUUUAUAGGUAAUUUUGUAAAGUAAUUGCUACAAUUUGAAAUAUAUACUAUUACAAAUCGAACUUUGUACUUUUCAUAUUGUAUAGAAUUCGGAAAUUGUAAUUUUAAUAAUAUUUUUUGAAAUCUAUAUUGUAUACGUUUUGUGUAUAUAAUGGAAUUAUAGCCUCGGUUUCAACGAACAA
Trichoplusia ni (cabbage looper) is the source of this 5264-nucleotide messenger RNA. It is a transcript of the gene Indy, whose product is annotated as protein I'm not dead yet. Gene Ontology annotation, molecular function: succinate transmembrane transporter activity; citrate transmembrane transporter activity. Gene Ontology annotation, cellular component: membrane. Gene Ontology annotation, biological process: monoatomic anion transmembrane transport; citrate transport. Lineage: Eukaryota; Metazoa; Arthropoda; Insecta; Lepidoptera; Noctuidae. The transcript has 15 exons. The record is from RefSeq and is a predicted model, not a curated record. The coding region runs from base 259 to 2175 and encodes 638 amino acids.